UGGGCGCCCUAUCUCUGAAAGGCACGGUGGGCGGGUGCGAGAGGCGGCUGUCCGUGUUUUACAACAAACGGUUGAGCUGCCAUGGAUCCAAAUGGCAACACAAAUGGAAGCAAAAGAGGCUUGGAAAAGCUUCGUGAAAUCAUGCUGCGGAACAAAGAAGAGUCUGAGUGUGGUGAUGAGUUUCCAGAGCUGGAUUUCCAGUAUGAGGAUACAGAAUCUCACAUGAAUGAAAUUGCAGAGCUUUAUAGCUACACAGAAGUGCCUGAAUUCCAGAUAAACUUGAAGUGCUUCGACGAGCUGAUGAGCGAGCAUGGCUUCGGGAGAUGCUGGCAGAGCAUGCGCGACGAGCGGCGCCGGGCUGUGGUCCUCAAACUCAUGGAUCGUCUGGACCUCUCCAGGAGGGAUGCCCGCAUGAAAGCGAUGCGGGCGCUGCUGUAUAUAGCCCAGGGCUGCUGGGCCGAAGUGCAGUCGGACGAGGAGCAGGCGAGCUGGGCCAGAACCAACGUUAUGCUGCUAUACAAGUGCGGUGUAUUCUCCGCCUUCCUCGAGCUACUCUACCUCGAAAUCGAGAACGGCACGACGGCCAGCGCGGCGCUGCGCAAGCUGGCCGUCUCGCUGGCCGACUCCACGGACCUGCGCGUGGUGCUCAGCGUGCUGUACAUCAUGGUGGAGGUGAUGCGCGUGCCGGACGAGCUGGACCCGUGCACGCAGCUGCGUGAGAACUUCAAGGCCGAGCUCAUGCUGCCGCAGGACAACGGUGAGCUGGUGGUGGUGACGCUGCUGGGCAUGGUGGCCCGCUUCUGCAGCGGCGCCACGCCGCACUUCCCCAUGAAGAAGGUGCUGCUGCUGGUGUGGAAGGUGCUGCUGGUGACGCUGGGCGGCUCGGACGAGCUGCGCCGGAUGCGGGACCAGCGGCGCGCCGCCGCGCACCUGCCGCCCGUGCCCGAGGACACGGCCCAGCGCACGCGCACCAUGCGCUGCAGUAGUCCGCCGCUCAGCGGCGUCGACGUGGCCGACUCGCAGCACCGCGCCCAGUCGCUCCGCCUGCUGCGGAGGGGCCUGAUGAAGCAGUCGUCGCUGGACGAGGACGCCGAACAGGAGCUGGAGAGCAGCGACAGCAGCGAGCCGGACCGCGCUUUCCGCUAACCGACAUUGGAGCGUCUCCCGCGACCCGCCACGGGCGUGGUCCUGACGGCGACCCUCCGCCCCCAUCCCACAGGUCUGCCGUGGACGCCCAAGGUGCGCACCAAGGAUGUCGUGUCGUUCCUCGACACGUCCCGGCGCAAGUUCGUCGGCUACGACCUGGACAACGACCUGACGUCCACGGCGGGCCUGCCGUCGCCCAUCAAGGAGGGUGCCAGGGUCCUGGAGCGGCACGUGUACAGGUCGCUGUCGGAGGUGCAGAUUGAGCGCGAGGACGAGAUCGACCGCAGUCCGUUCAGCCGGCCCGAGACGGACGUGCCGCAGACGCCCGUCGAGCUGCUGUACGCGGGGAUGCUGCCGAACCUGCCGCAGUACAUGAUAGCGCUGCUGAAGGUUUUGCUGGCCGCCGCGCCCACCUCCAAGACCAAAACCGACUCCAUCAAUAUCCUGGCCGACGCGCUGCCGGAGGAGAUGCCGAUGACGGUGGUCAAGUCGAUGCGACUGGGCAUCGACCUGAACAGGCAGAAGGAGAUCAUCGUGAAGGCGGUGUCAGCCAUCUUGCUGCUGUUGCUGAAGCACCUCAAGCUGAACCACGUGUACCAGCUUGAGUUCGUCAGCCAGCACCUGGUGUUCGCCAACUGCAUACCGCUGGUGCUCAAGUUCUUCAACCAGGACAUCAUGGCGUACAUCACGUCCAAGAACACGAUCGCCGUGAUCGACUUUCCGUCGUGCGUGAUCGGCGAGCAGCCCGAGCUGACGGGCGAGAGCCUGGAGGUCGGAGACCAGCCCUACUGCUGGCGCAACCUCUUCGCCAGCAUCAACCUGCUGCGCAUGCUCAACAAGCUCUGCAAGUGGAAGCACUCGCGCAUCAUGAUGCUGGUGGUGUUCAAGUCGGCGCCGAUCCUGAAGCGGGCACUCAAGGUGAAGCAGGCCAUGAUGCAGGUCUACACGCUCAAGCUGCUCAAGAUGCAGACCAAGUACCUGGGCAGGCAGUGGCGCAAGUCCAACAUGAAGACCAUCUCGGCCAUCUACCAGAAAGUGCGGCACAGAAUCAACGACGACUGGGCUUUCGGCAAUGACGUGGACGCCAGGCCGUUGGACUUCCGCGCCGAGGAGUGUCAGCUGCGCAUGCGCGUGGACCGCUUCAACGACCGGCGGUACGGCGAGCCGGAGACCACCUGGGACCCCGAGUACCGGCCGGUCGACAACGACGUGAGCUCGGUGCUGGGCCGGCCGGUGGAGCUGACCGACGAGUUCAAGCGCGACUACCGCGGCUGGCUGCAGCGCGAGGUGUUCCAGGCCGAGAUCAACUGGGACACACUCGUCGAGAAGGGCUACCUGUGAGCGGUGUCUGUGGAGCGGAGCCUGGUCAG
Molecule: messenger RNA, 2516 nt
Organism: Pollicipes pollicipes
Lineage: Eukaryota; Metazoa; Arthropoda; Thecostraca; Pollicipedomorpha; Pollicipedidae
Gene: Strip
Product: striatin interacting protein
Exons: 15
Biological process (GO): cytoskeleton organization
Cellular component (GO): cytosol
Source: RefSeq, a predicted model, not a curated record